Electrophorus electricus (electric eel) is the source of this 2956-nucleotide messenger RNA. RefSeq names its product solute carrier family 26 member 1 (gene slc26a1). Lineage: Eukaryota; Metazoa; Chordata; Actinopteri; Gymnotiformes; Gymnotidae. Gene Ontology annotation, cellular component: membrane. Gene Ontology annotation, biological process: sulfate transmembrane transport. Gene Ontology annotation, molecular function: secondary active sulfate transmembrane transporter activity. The record is from RefSeq and is a predicted model, not a curated record.
CUUUAGUGCCCAGGUUAUACAGAUGGAUCAGGGAGGUGAUGAAUUGAGUUAAUUUAGUAACACUACCAGUAAUGUGUCUGAGAUUCAGAAUUAGGCUCGUAGUCCCCAAGGGCUGCCACUGACCGUCUUAUUCUCUUUGACUCCCAUCUUUGAGUUUGUCUUUAUAUAUGGUUAAUGGCAAUCAGUUCUGCACCACUCAGAAUUUUCUGGCAGCAGAAUAAUUGGGGACUGGAUAAAAGGUUUAUUAGCACUAUCAUUAGAAGAUAUGGAGGAUGUGAAACCUCUACCCACAGGCCUCUUGGAUCGCAAGGUUCAACAGAAAAAAGGAACAGUAGAGACUGUCAAAGCCAAGCUACAUCAAAAACUGUCCUGUUCAGUGCCAAAAGUAAAGAGAACAUUAACAGACUUCUUCCCUGUGGUGCUCUGGCUGCCAAAGUACAAGCUAAAGGAAUAUGUAUGGGGCGAUCUGAUGUCAGGUCUUAUAGUUGGGAUCAUUCUGGUUCCUCAGGCCAUUGCUUACUGCUUACUGGCAGGCUUAGAACCUGUUUAUGGUUUGUACACAUCAUUUUUUAGCAACAUUAUCUACUUCAUCUUGGGCACAUCCAGACAUGUAUCUGUGGGCAUCUUCAGCCUGAUGAGCUUAAUGGUAGGACAGGUUGUAGACAGAGAGGUCUAUUUGGCAGGGUUUGAUCUGAGUGAGGACAGCAAGCGAAGCACUGGCUGGAAUGGCACUGAAGACAACACCACAAGUGGAGAGAUCUUCAUGAAGUCCUUUGAUAUGGAGUGUGGAAAAGAAUGCUAUGCUAUUAGCAUUGCAACAGCAUUAACAUUCCUCACUGGAACUUACCAGAUACUGAUGGCUGUGUUCAGGCUGGGCUUUGUUUCAGUUUAUCUUUCUGCUCCAAUGCUGGAUGGAUUUGCCACCGGCGCCUCUUGCACCAUCCUAACCGUGCAGGCUAAGUACCUACUAGGUCUCAAAAUUCCCCGCCACCAAGGCUAUGGAACAGUCUUGGUCACCUGGAUAAACAUCUUCAAGAACAUACAUAAGACCAAUUUCUGUGAUAUGAUCACCAGUGCCAUCUGUAUCACUAUGCUAUUGGCAGGAAAGGAGCUCCAGGAUCGCUACAAGAAUCGUCUGAGGAUACCACUGCCCACAGAGUUGGUAGUAGUGGUAGUAGCCACCACAGUGUCCCACUUUGCUGAUCUUAGUGGACAAUAUAGCUCAGGCAUCUCAGGGAGCAUUCCAACUGGCUUCAUUCCACCUAAGGUCCCAGAUUUUGGACUGAUGCCAAGAUUGGUAAUAGAUGCCAUCCCGCUGGCGGUGAUCAGUUUUGCUUUCACUGUUUCCUUGUCAGAGAUGUUUGCUAAAAAGAAUGGUUACACAGUCAGGCCAAACCAGGAGAUGUUGGCAAUUGGUUUGUGCAACAUCGUCCCAUCCUUCUUCCAUUCCUUCACCACAAGUGCUGCCCUGGCAAAAACAAUGGUGAAAGACUCGACAGGGUGCCAAACUCAGGUUUCUAGCGUGGUGAGUGCCUUAGUAGUUCUUUUGGUCCUUUUAUUUUUAGCUCCAUUCUUCUAUUCACUGCAGAAGUGUGUCCUGGCGUGCAUCAUUAUUGUCAGUCUGAGAGGGGCCCUUCAUAAAUUUAGAGAUGUUCCCGCACUCUGGCGUCUCAGCAAAAUUGAUGCAGUUGUCUGGAUGGUGACCAUGUGUUCAUCUGCCUUGAUUAGUGUGGAGAUCGGGCUAGUGGUUGGAGUUGUCUUUUCUAUGUUAUGUGUCGUGGCUCAAACCCAAAACCCUAAAGUUUCACUACUGGGCCAAAUCGAGAACACUAAUCACUAUGAGGACAUGGACAAUUACAAUCACCUGGUUAGCAUUCCAAAAGUAAAAAUCUUCCGCUUUCAGGCUCCCCUUUACUAUGCCAACAAGGACUUUUUCUUAAAGUCGUUAUACAAAGCAGUUGAGCUUGAGCCAUUCCUUGAAAAAAACAGAAGGAAAAAAAUUGAGAAAAGAGCAAAAGACAUGGUUACAAGUAGGACUGACAAAGAAAAUGGUGAUGCUAGUAUAAAUCUAAUAGUGAGUGAGUUGGAAUUUCAUACUAUAAUCUUGGACUGUUCCUCCAUAUCUUUCAUUGACACCACAGGAAUAAGCACUUUUAAAGGACUGUUGAAAGAAUACAAAGAGGUUGGUGUAAAUGUAAUCCUGGCAUGCUGCAACACAACGGUCCUAGAUUCUUUGAAGCGAAGUUCUUUCUUUGGGCCUGAUGAUAAAGAAAUGCAUACACUCUUCUUCCACACUGUUCAUAGUGCAGUCUUAUUUACCACACAUUCUACUGUAGCAUUAGACAGUACUACACCCGUUUAAAUGGCCUGUAAUCUGAUAUAUUAUUGGGGAACGCAAAACCUCUAAACCUGGUCCAGUUGUUAAAUACACACAAAAGCAACUCCACUAACACCUGGUGAAUAGCGUUACUGACCAACAUUACUAUUUAAUAUUUCUAGAUACGAAAUGUUUUUCUACAUACUGAUUGCAGAGAGGGCUCCUGGGAGCAUAAAUAAGAUCUUGUAAUUCAAGACUGAAUUUUUUGAAAUCCAUUUUUUUACAUUUACAGCCAGAGGAGAUGUGAUAUUUCUCUCUUGAGUAUAUUCCAAUAUAUGAACCUAUUUUUAUAUUAAUAAGAGAUAUUUUUUCUUUUUGGAUAUGUUUUUAUGUCCAUUUAAUGGCACACAAUCUUUGAUAGAUAUUGUGACUUUUUUUGUUCCUCUGUUAACUUUUUAAAAUUAUGUCAGCAUAGUUUCUUCUUAUAUGUAUACAUUAAAUAUUCUUUGUACCCAUUUUGUAUUGAGAAUAAAAACUGAAAAUUGCAUGUGUAAGUGUAUGAUGAUUUGGAUUUUGCAAAGCCCUGUUAUGUAACGUACACUGAUUCGGAUAAACAAUGCUGCUCCUGUAUAUUUCAGC